AUGAAGGAAACAAUACACAUCACCAUCGUUCCAGAUACCAGAACCCGACCUUUCAACUUCAUGCCAUCUUUUUAUCUUGUUCUGGAGAUAGCCAUCCUCUUUACAAUUGCGGCAAUGGCUCUUUCACCCCGAGACGCUAUCCACGCAGAUGAUCUCGAACGCUAUGAAGAAUUCAUGAAUAAAGUUUCUGAUAGUCAAUUUCUCGAUAUGUACAUGGGAGGUGCAGCUGUCAAAAUUGAAAUCUACGAGUACCCAUCAAAUGACCACGUCCAGUAUGCACACUUCAAGGCAAGCCCCAAGGCGGAUCAAUACUUCCAACAAGAGAAAGAAUAG
Molecule: messenger RNA, 333 nt
Organism: Fusarium poae
Lineage: Eukaryota; Fungi; Ascomycota; Sordariomycetes; Hypocreales; Nectriaceae
Exons: 1
Coding region: 1-333 (110 amino acids)
Source: RefSeq, a predicted model, not a curated record